AUGGAACAAGAGAUGAUAAGACCAUCGGUCAAAUCAUUGGUGAAGAAGCGCAAUGGUCACAUUCGAGGGUUUCAAUUCUUACUUGAUUCAAUGGCCAAGCAUCGUUUGGGCCCAUUCGCAGGGGGCGGAGCAGCUCGCAGCGCUACGACCAGCUACAUGGUUACAACAAAAACUUCGAUGAUCAAAAAGCCUGAGAACUAA
Molecule: messenger RNA, 201 nt
Organism: Penicillium pulvis
Lineage: Eukaryota; Fungi; Ascomycota; Eurotiomycetes; Eurotiales; Aspergillaceae
Exons: 1
Coding region: 1-201 (66 amino acids)
Source: RefSeq, a predicted model, not a curated record